Tachyglossus aculeatus (Australian echidna) is the source of this 617-nucleotide messenger RNA. RefSeq names its product ferritin heavy chain A-like. The transcript is spliced from 4 exons. Gene Ontology annotation, cellular component: cytoplasm. The coding region runs from base 1 to 531 and encodes 176 amino acids. The record is from RefSeq and is a predicted model, not a curated record. Gene Ontology annotation, molecular function: ferrous iron binding; ferric iron binding. Gene Ontology annotation, biological process: iron ion transport; intracellular iron ion homeostasis. Lineage: Eukaryota; Metazoa; Chordata; Mammalia; Monotremata; Tachyglossidae.
AUGUGUUCUCAGGUCUGCCAGAACUUCCAUGUGGACUGUGAAAUUGCUAUUGGCCAAGUGGUGACCAUGGAACUCCAUGCUAGCUACAUCUAUCUGUCUAUGGCCUGUCACUUUGAGCGGUAUGAUAUGGCCCUGGGCCACUUUGCUAAGUUCUUCAAGAAGCAGUCCCAUGAGGAGAGGGACCAUGCAGAGAAGUUCCUGAAAUACCUGAACAAACGAGGAGGCCACAUCCUUCUGCAGGAGGUUAAGAAACCAGUGGUGAAUGAGUGGCAGAAUGGCCUGGAGGUCCUGGAGGCUGCCUUGAAGCUAGAGAAGAAAGUGAACCAGGGCUUGUUGGCCUUGCACAGAUUGGCCUCAGAGAGGAGUGAUCCUCACCUAUGUGACUUCCUGGAGCGGGAAUACCUAGACCAGCAAGUGAAGACCAUAAAGCUUCUGGGAAACCACAUCACCAACCUGAAGCAGCUGGGAACUCCUAAGAGUGGCCUCGGAGGGUACCUUUUUGACAAGCUCACCCUGGGGGAGAACAACUGAGUGCCCCGAUCUCAGAGGAAGGGAGGGGCUGUGUGCUAUUGGGGGAGUCUCGGGAGGCUAGUUCUUCUAGACUAGGGAUUUAUUGU